This is a messenger RNA of Fusarium vanettenii 77-13-4, 1131 nucleotides long. RefSeq lists its product as uncharacterized. The coding region runs from base 1 to 1131 and encodes 376 amino acids. The transcript is spliced from 3 exons. NCBI's taxonomy places the organism in Eukaryota, Fungi, Ascomycota, Sordariomycetes, Hypocreales, Nectriaceae. Gene Ontology annotation, molecular function: 1-alkyl-2-acetylglycerophosphocholine esterase activity. The record is from RefSeq and is a predicted model, not a curated record.
AUGUAUCUCUUUGUUCUUCUACUCUCAUUCCUCCACCUUGGAAAUGCCCUUCUCCUGCCAAACCCCAGUGGCCCAUACCCCGUCGCCCUCAAGAUCAACACCAUGACGGAUAACCACCGCAUUGACCCAUAUGCGCCGAAUCACCAAAAGCGACGCAUUCUCACCUCCAUCUUCUGGCCCGUCGACUCCAAGUCCUGCUCGAGCAAGCGCGUUCCUUACAUGCCCCCUGCCACAGCGGCUGCAUACGGAGCUCAGGCUGCCCAGUUGGGUCUCUCGAACGAUACCUUCAGUGUCCUCGAGAUGGAGGUGUGCAGCGUUUCAAAGACCCCAGCUUGUCAAACUGGUAGUGGUCAUAAGGAGACCAAGUUCCCACUCGCCGUCUUUUCUCCUGGAUCUGGAAACUCUCGACUUCAGUAUAGCGCCAUGGCCAGGUCUCUCGCUAGCUAUGGUUACGUGGUGGUUUUGGUCGAUCAUACCUACGACGCAGCUAUUGUCGAGUUUCCUGAUGGAACCAUCAUUGCUGGAGGCAACAUUCCCGAAGAUGAAAAGAACCUCGAAAAGGCGACUCAGGUUCGAGCUGCCGACAUCUCUUUUGUCAUUUCUCAAGUCGAAAAGUCUUCUUUCCAGAACAAGAUCUUCAAGGGCCUGCCUGGAAAGGUCGAUACCAAGAAGACUGUUGCCCUUGGCCACUCCCUAGGCGGUGCCAGCGCCGCAGCUGCCGUCCUCUCAGACUCGAGGAUCAAGGGUGGAAUGAACCUCGACGGACGUCUCUUCAACCCUGUUCUCAGUAAGGGACUGAACAAGCCCUUUAUGCAGCUCGGUCGACCCAGCCAUCGCUCCGAGGACACCACUUGGGUCAAGUUCUGGAACAAGCUCACAGGUCCCAAGGUUGAGCUUGCUAUUGCUGGCACGAUCCAUGGUUCUUACCUCGAUACUGCUCUGGUUCUCAAGACGUUGGGUCUGCCUAAAGAAAUCAUGAAACAGACGGUGCCUAUUGUUGGAAGUGUGGAUGGAGAGGUUUUGCAAAAGACCGUCUCCGAGCUUCUGUCUGCCUUUAUCACUUACACGUUUGCCAGCUGUGAUAGAGGUCCUCGCAGUGAACUCGUUCAUGUUAUAGAUGGGGAGGUGUGA